AUGACAAAACUUCCACUCUCGAAUGACGAUGAUGAAAUGAACUUGACCAAUAAGAAGAGAAAACCCAAUCAUCCGAAUAUGAAUAACAGCAACACCAACAACAUGAAGGAUGAUAAAUCCUUGAAUUUUUCAUUCUCCGAUCAUCAUCCCGAAGGGAUGUUGCUUCCACCUACCAUGCCCUCAUCAUCAUCAUCAGCACCACUACAAUCCAAUUUAUCUCAUAUAACAGACGACUUGAUCCUUCAUCUCCUUUGUGAAUAUCUCGAAGAUGAUCAUCGGACACAAUUUUCAUUACUUUCUUCAUGUUCAAAAUUUAGGAAUAUCAUUUUGUACCAUCCAAACUUUCCAGUACAUUCGGCCUGUGAUCCAAACGAUUUUGCUGUGGGUUUUCUGUACCGAAUGGAAGGAGCACUCAGACAUUACACCUGUGGCUUGCAUUUACAAAAACCUCCUCAAAAAGAGAAAUUCAAAGAAGAAUCAACAAUGGAAAGGGCUUAUCGCCACGGAUUGGAAAAGUUGUUAAAGAGUGAUCAUCAUGAAUGGAUGAAAUCUUCAUGGAAUGACUCGUUGUUGGAAAUUGAAACUUUUCAUAGUGUGAAUGGAAACAAUGUCGAAUACACGUGUUGUGAUUUACUGCUUCUUUCUUUGAACCAAGGUAGCCAUGUGAAUGAACAAGACACUGUACUAUCGUCGUCACCACCAUCACCUUCUCCCGUUCGAGUGACACAAUAUUACUUUGCUUUCGUGGUGGAUGGAGGUCAACGCAUGAUUAGAUACAUGCUUUCCAGUGGAGAUAACGUUUUAAUAUCUAUUAAGGGAAAAUAUAUGGAUCCUUAUUAUAAUUUAUUCAUUCCGAAAUUUGAAGAAUUAAGGAAACAAACAGAGAUUGGAUCAAAAUUAACGAGCACACAACUUUUGGAUAUUUUACUUGUUGCAGCAGGAAUGACAGAUGGUUCAGACAAGAUUCUUCAAAUUUACAAAAAGGAAAUGACUGUUUAUGAAAAUCUCUUAAAAAAAGAGGAAGAAUUGAGGGCCAAGUUGGAAGCCGAGCAAAAAGAACAAGCUCUUGCUGAUCAAAACAAUGAAACUAAUGAAGAAGAGGGCGACGAGGAGGACGAAGAGGAAGAUGACGAAAGUGAAGAAGAGAAAGAAGAAGAUGACUCCAUUAAAGUAAAGUAG
Molecule: messenger RNA, 1179 nt
Organism: Naegleria fowleri
Lineage: Eukaryota; Heterolobosea; Eutetramitea; Acrasida; Naegleriidae
Exons: 2
Coding region: 1-1179 (392 amino acids)
Source: RefSeq, a predicted model, not a curated record